GUUUGCAGAAGCUGCUGGCGUUGGUGGCCCUGCAGGCCGAGCAGUGGUCUGGCCUGCACCACUGAGGCUGCAGGACAUCGCAGGGAAGUCGUCUGCGCCGCGCGGCUUCCUGUGCGCCAUCACGCAUGAGGUGAUGACGCAACCGGCUCUGCUGCUGAGUCCGCAGCUGACCAGCGUGCCCUCAUACGAGCGAGAUGCCGUGGAGAGGUGGCUGCAAAGAUGCUGCACCGACCCGCGCACCCGCACGCCCCUCCGCUCCUACCGCCUGAUGCCCAAUGACGACCUGCGUCGGGCCAUUGACGACUGGGCCCGGGGCAUCGAGGAAUAGCAGAGGCGGCGGCAGCUACUGUACCUUCGGUUUCGACACGUGGCGCAGCACUUACUGCUGCUACUGUGGCGGUGGCGGCAGCAGCAUCGGAACAAGCAGAUGUCCAAGCGCGUUUGGAAGAGACGAGGAUGGGGCUGCGCUGAUGCUGCAGCGUCGGCGGCAUGGCCCCGUGAUACGGGGGUGGUCCCGGGUGCUGAAGGGCUGCUGUAUUGGGUGUAAGCAGGUGCAGUCCUCUCGCUUCUCGGCUGGUGCGUCAAAGUGGGGCCCACGCGUACCGAGUUGUAUGUACGAAGGUAGCAACGAAUGGUAACGACGUCCUGGGGAGGCCGCGGCAGCUGGGGUGCGGCCGCCGCCUGCUCGGGUACUGAUGCAUGUCCUUGCGGCGGCGCUGACCAACUGUCACCGUGGUUGAUACCGCUGCUGGUGUCGCCGCCGUUGCCGCUGUUGUUGUUGCUAUAGUCACGCCGAGUGUACGGCACGUACGGCCGGUAGCGCUCCGGACUGCCGUACAGCAGGAGACAUCACAUGAUGCUGCCGCGAGUCGCAGGCUUAGCGCCAGACAGGACUGCGAUGCAAACCUUCCAUUCGGGUUAUUAAUGCCAGCCAGCUUCGUCCCUAAAUGGGCACAUUUGCCAGUUCGACCUCACCUGUUGACAACAAUGCUUGUCAGUCUAAGCCGAUACUGUAGGAAAUAUAGGUUUUCCUUCAAAAGCCACCUGCGGCGCGUUUAGCAAGCCCCUCGUAAGUUUAGCAUUCGGCGGUAAUGGUGCCCUUGCAUUGCCCUAGCCAGCAACUGAAGCUCCUAAGGUCAAGAGACGUUUUUUUGUCCGCACAAAGUGCUUCGCUUUUCACUCUCCUUUCGUCUUAUAUUUUUUUAUUACCAUGUUUUACCUCAGUA
Molecule: messenger RNA, 1226 nt
Organism: Astrephomene gubernaculifera
Lineage: Eukaryota; Viridiplantae; Chlorophyta; Chlorophyceae; Chlamydomonadales; Astrephomenaceae
Source: the annotation of a GenBank genome assembly